AUGAAAGGGACGUGGCGAGUAGGCUUUGAAUCGCUCAGUGAUCGGAGUUUGAAGCUCCGUCAGUGGCAGGGGAGCGGCCGAUAUGGUCACGGGUGGUGGUCAGUGAUUGAGUGUGCUAAAGGGGGUUCAGUGUCAGAAAUAGAGGGAGAAUUGGAGAAUGAGAUGAAUUCAGAAGAUGAAGAGUGUAUGGGGAUUGGACAGAAGUGGAUGGGGAUUGGAGGGAAGUGGAGAGAGAACUGCAAAGAGAGGAAGGGAAUAGUAGAGUUGAUUGAGUGCUUGGAAAGGGAAGCAAUCAUGGGGAAGGAUGAGGGCAGAGAGGCUGCUGAUUAUUGUAGGAGGGCUCAGCUCUUUGACAAGAGCUCCGAAGUCUUCCAGGCUCUUAAGGAGAGCAACACUAAUCAUCAUGAUUCUUAG
Ilex paraguariensis (yerba mate) is the source of this 414-nucleotide messenger RNA. Lineage: Eukaryota; Viridiplantae; Streptophyta; Magnoliopsida; Aquifoliales; Aquifoliaceae. The record is from the annotation of a GenBank genome assembly.